GGUAUAUAUGAGCUUAAGCUCGCUGCUUCGACCAUGCUUUUUCCGAGGUGAUCUGCCCGUUGCGCAGAUUUCAAAAUGACGUCCUCAAUGGGAAAGCUGUUGUUUUCCCUUCCUGUCUUCCUGGUACUCUUGGCGUACGGUGCAACCGAAGCUCCAAGGCUGGUGUGCUAUUUUAGCAAUUGGGCUAUCUAUCGUCCGGACGUAGGCAGCUAUGGCAUCGACGACAUCCCCACUGAUAUGUGUACGCACAUUAUCUACUCCUUCAUCGGCGUAAGCAACGUUACUUGGGAAAAGCUUAUUCUCGACGAGGAACUCGAUGUUGAGAAAGACGGCUUCAACAAGUUCGUUGCUCUAAAGAAGAAGUAUCCGCAUAUAAAGACUCAAGUCGCCAUCGGCGGUUGGGCCGAAGGUGGCAGAAAAUAUAGCCAAAUGGUCAGCGUGAAAGCCAGGCGUGAUUCACUCAUCAGUAGUAUUGUUGAUUUUAUGAACCAGUACGGCUUCGAUGGCUUCGAUCUUGAUUGGGAAUAUCCGGCUGCUACCGAUAGAGGCGGCACUUUUAGCGAUAAGAACAACUUCUUCUACUUUGUCGAGGAGCUAAGGACGGCGUUCGACAAGGCAGGAAAAGGCUGGGAGAUUACUAUGGCAGUGCCGAUGGCCACGUUUCGUCUCAACGAAGGAUAUCACGUGCCAGAAUUAUGCGAACUUAUCGAUGCCAUCCACGUCAUGGCGUACGAUCUUCGUGGCAACUGGGGUGGAUUUGCCGACGUCCAUAGCCCGCUUUACAGGAGACCCCACGAUCAGUACGCCUACGAGAAAUUAAACGUGCACGAUGGUCUCCAACUCUGGGAAGACAAAGGAUGUCCUGCCAACAAGCUCGUCGUAGGAAUCCCGUUGUACGGACGUACUUUCACCCUCAGCCAAGGCAAUAACAAUAAAAAACCUGGAACUUACAUCAACAAAGAAGCCGGUGGCGGUGCGCCUGGCAAGUAUACCGCAGCUAAAGGAUUCUUGGCUUACUACGAAAUCUGUAUGGAACUCCAAAAACCGAACAACGGAUGGACGAAAGAGUAUGACGAUGUAGGCAAAGUACCUUAUAUGUACAAAGAUACUCAAUGGGUCGGUUACGAGGAUGCUGACAGUAUUGUAUACAAGAUGAACUUCCUCAAGGAGAAGAAGUAUCUUGGUGCCAUGGUCUGGGCUGUCGAUAUGGAUGAUUUCAGAGGACUUUGUGGUCCUGUGAAUCCCCUCAUGACCACAAUUUAUGAUGGCCUGAAGGGCUAUACAGUGACACCUAAGGAUUACAAGACAACGCCCAGGCCCGAAUGGGACAGGCCACCCAGUACUCCAGCAUCCACGGGUGAGGACAAACCGAAACCCGAACCCACCAAGAAACCCGAAUGGACUACCGAAACGCCUCGUCCUACGGUGCCUACUUUAAAGCCAGUCGAUGAUGACAAAGUCGUCUGCAAUGGUCAGAGUAUCAUCCCCAGCAAAGACUGCGCAACGUACUAUAUCUGCGACCACGACAAGCCGAUCAAGGCACGAUGUGGCGUCGGCUUGAUCUUCCAUACCUCCAAGCUCAUUUGCGACUGGCCGGCCAAUGCCAAUCGUGAGGAAUGCAGAAAUGUUUGAUCCACCGCGAUUUGGAAUCUGCCGAUUUCAAUCAUCCGGCAUUUCAUCGAUUCAUAAAUCUUGCGAGUUUAAAAAGCUUGUAGUAAUAAUCUCAUACAAACAUCGUUAUGUUAUUAUUUGUUGUUGUGUGCGAGAGCGCGUGCGUUGUGAAAUCAAAUGUAUCACUUUGCGAGCUAUGAUAAAUCAUACGCAGUUUAUCAAAGUCUGGAAACUUUCUUAAAUACAAUUUCCUGUUUAUAAUUCUUCUCUCAUAGUGCAAAAUUUAUUUAAUAAAAUAAAAAGUUGGAACUUAAAAAGAGAGAAAAGCUCGAAGAGUUCUAAUUAUUUUUGUUUUUAAUAAUUGAAUCAGUCUAGAGAUGAUAGCUCGAGAUCAUUAUUUGUUAGAAGAGUAUAUGAUGUUUCUAAAAAAACACUAUUUAUAUAAAAUUUUUUGUAUUUUUGGAAGAUUUCUAGACCGUAAUAUUCAUUAUAUAAUAUAUCAAGAGUAACACACACAUUUUUAUUUAUAUGUAUGACAAAAUGUAUAAAUGAAAAAUAAUGCGUAUAAAUGAAAAAUAAUUUAAGAAUUUCUUAACAAAUUAAUCGUCGGUUCGCAGAUUCGUUUGUUCAGAAUCGAAGAAUUGUCGAAUUUUUCGCGCGUCGCGAUACAGAGUCGUUUCUUCCUUUCCGCCGUUAUUGGCGGUAACGUGUGAAAAAAAUGUGCGUUGACGUUAACAAUGCGUGACGGUUGGCGCAAAAAAUACGCUCUCGAAUAUGAAGUCAAGAGUGGUAAAAAAGCAAACAGACUUCCCGCUCGUAAUCUGCCCCUGUCUACUAAAGCUCUCCAUUCGCGUGAUCCUCGCACGUGAAUGAAUACGUAAAUUUUUAGCGGAAAAAUCGUGUUUCGUGCUCGACACCCCAGAAUCCAAAGAUCCCGAGUCUUGAUUGACACCUGAAUGUUCUCGUAUGCAUAUAGAGCCACCCUCUGCCGCGUGAUCUUUCUCUCUCUUUCUCUCUUUCCUCUUUUUUCAUCCCCUAAAUUCUGUCCAUUCUCUCCUUCUUCCACAUUCUGUGUUAUGUCGCUUUUAUCCGGAAGCGGAACUUGGUAGCUGUUAUAAUUUAACGAGCACGUUUCUUUCUCCAGUUACCGCGGCAUUUGCAAGAAUGCACACUGGCAAAGCCCACGUUUCUUUUCCUCCUCUUCUCUUGUUCUGCAUAAGGCAGUUUCUUCUCAUUCCACGACAAUCAUCGCGUUUUUUCGAUCAAAUAAUGCGGCGAAAACGAAGACAAAAAAAAAAGUGAAAAAAGUCGAAUGUGCAAACGAAUCGAUGACGCGUUUCAUGUGUCAGAGGGUGAGUGACGCAACGGUUUCCGAAAAUUAAAAUAGCACCCUGUAGACUAUAAUUCGGACGACAGUCAUUGGUUCGGUUUUCGCGAUUCUCAACAGCCGUUUCCACGGAUUUUUCCCCAAAGAAAAAUUCACGAAAACAGUUUUGUUAUAUUCCCAUGUAGAAAUCAUAAAAAAUCCACCCAAGGUGAUCGACAAUAAUUGUAUUUAAAAAUAUUAUAUAUUAUAUAUUUUAAUGAAAACAGAGAGAAAGAAGAUAUUAGAUCGUGAAGAGAGCGAAGAAAUCAUGUUCAAAGAUAUAGCAAAUGGAUAUAUGGUGUUCGUAAAUGUUAGAAUUUUGCUUCUAAAUUAUUUAUGCUUUGGUAAUUUGGUCUUGAUGCUUAAAGCGCUAAAAUUAAUUAAACUGUCAUAUCAAAAGAGAGGCGCGCGUGCCGACACAAUAUCAUCCGAACGACGUAUAAAUAAUGUAUUGUUGUUCGCGCUUCUCGGGGCUGGUAACCCCGCGUCCGCUUUUUGCGACCUGAUGGGGUACGAGGGGGCAUCAGGGGGCGCCGAAAGAGGCCACAGAAUCCACUUUUAUAACUCCAUCGACAAUUUUUCGGUUACCCUCUUCACUAUUUUCGAUGGCAUGCGCACCCGGCGCCGUACACACACAUACAUAUUCUUUAUCGUUUGAUUUAUCUUCUCCGAAUAUGGAGGAGUGAUUUUCAGCGCUUUUCCAGUAAAUAAUUUCAUCUAUUGUAGUAACGAGUCUAUUUUACCACCGAGUAUAUCGAUUAUCGGUGAACUGCUUAAAUAUACGAUUGCUUUGCAGCUUGCGUAUAGA
This is a messenger RNA of Formica exsecta, 3785 nucleotides long. RefSeq names its product endochitinase. Lineage: Eukaryota; Metazoa; Arthropoda; Insecta; Hymenoptera; Formicidae. Gene Ontology annotation, molecular function: chitinase activity; chitin binding. Gene Ontology annotation, biological process: chitin catabolic process; carbohydrate metabolic process. The record is from RefSeq and is a predicted model, not a curated record. Gene Ontology annotation, cellular component: extracellular region. Bases 76 to 1632 code for a protein of 518 amino acids. The transcript has 10 exons.